AUGUACUUGGGUAUGGUGAAGGCUUCUUUGGCGCAAAUUCUAUGCUCCGAUGGAUACAAAAAAGAAGCGAUAGCAAACUUAGUUAAAAAACGUAAAAGAACAGCAACUGGCUAUAUAUCUAAAAGUGAAG
This is a messenger RNA of Dentiscutata heterogama, 130 nucleotides long. Lineage: Eukaryota; Fungi; Glomeromycota; Glomeromycetes; Diversisporales; Gigasporaceae. The record is from the annotation of a GenBank genome assembly.